This is a messenger RNA of Arachis ipaensis, 2180 nucleotides long. The record is from RefSeq and is a predicted model, not a curated record. NCBI's taxonomy places the organism in Eukaryota, Viridiplantae, Streptophyta, Magnoliopsida, Fabales, Fabaceae.
GGCUCUACCUCGAUUAAACCGUAAUAAACUUCUAAGUUGUAAAAUUAAGCUCCCGCUUAACAAUAAUCACUAUCACUAAUCAGUAAUCACCGCUUCCGUACAAGUACUACUCCACUAGUUACUGUAGUAACAAUUAUUGUGAUUCAUUUCAUUCUUAUCACAGAGAGAGAGAGAGAGAGAGAAGGAGCAUCGUUAUCACACGUUUUUCCUCCCCGGGAUCACAAACAAGCACCGAAUCGGUGUGACUGUAGAAGGAAGCAAAGAAAAAGAAAAGGAUGGGUUUCGUGUUUGGGUUGGUGGUGGGGGUAGUGGUGGGGCUCGCCGUCAUCGUCGGAUUCGUCCGCUCAGAGAAUGCUCGCUCCAAGCAGCGAUCUCAGCUCGCCGCCACCAUCGCUGCCUUCGCCAGGAUGUCCGUUGAAGAUUCCAGAAAGCUCCUCCCGCCUCAGUUCUACCCUUCUUGGGUCGUCUUCUCCAACCGCCAGAAGUUAACGUGGCUCAACUCGCAUCUUACUAAGAUCUGGCCCUAUGUUAAUGAAGCUGCUUCUGAGCUCAUAAAGAUGUCGGUGGAACCGAUUCUAGAACAAUACAGACCCAUUAUAUUGGCUUCUCUCAAGUUUUCCAAGUUUACUCUUGGCACUGUUGCACCACAGUUUACAGGGGUUUCUAUAAUUGAAGAUGGAGGGGAUGGUGUUACAAUGGAGUUGGAAAUGCAGUGGGAUGGCAAUCCAAGCAUUAUACUUGAUAUUAAAACUUUGCUUGGUGUUGCACUGCCAGUGCAGGUAAAAAAUAUAGGAUUUACAGGUGUUUUCAGAUUGAUUUUUAAGCCACUAGUUGAUGAAUUUCCUGGUUUUGGAGCCAUUAGCUAUUCUUUAAGACACAAGAAAAACUUGGAUUUUACGUUGAAAGUCGUUGGCGGUGACAUAUCAGCAAUCCCUGGAUUAUACGAUGCAAUUGAGGGGGCAAUUCGGGAUGCUGUUGAAGAUUCUAUUACAUGGCCUGUGAGAAAAGUUGUAACUAUCUUGCCAGGAGACUACAGUGAUCUGGAGUUGAAGCCUGUCGGGAUAUUAGAGGUAAAGCUUGUGCAAGCAAGGGAAUUGACAAACAAGGAUAUCAUUGGGAAAUCAGAUCCAUAUGCUGUCUUAUACAUACGGCCUUUACGUGACAGAAUGAAGACUAGCAAGACAAUUAACAAUGAUUUGAAUCCUAUUUGGAACGAGCACUUUGACUUUAUUGUUGAAGAUCAGUCCACUCAGCACUUAGUGGUUAAAAUCUUUGAUUCUGAAGGUUUACAAUCAUCUGAAUUGAUUGGGUGUGCUCAUGUCAAGCUUAGUGAACUUGAGCCUGGUAAAGUUAACGAUAAGUGGUUGAAGCUGGUUAAGGAUUUGGAGAUCCAAAGAGAUAACAAGAACAGAGGGCAGGUACAUUUGGAGCUUUUGUACAUUCCUUUUGGCAUGGAGAAUAGCUUUACCAACCCAUUUGCUCCCAAGUACUCAAUGACAUCCUUGGAAAAGGUUCUCAAAAGUUCAACAAAUGGAAUAGAGUCUAAUGGAAAUGAAAAUGAAUUUACACAGAAGAGAAAGGAGGUUAUUAUUAGAGGAGUCCUUUCUGUUACAGUGAUAUCUGCUGAAGAUUUGCCUGCAACCGAUCUCCUGGGGAAAUCUGAUCCUUUUGUUGUUCUUAGUUUGAAGAAAGCAGAAACUAAAAAUAAAACCAGGGUUGUCAAUGACUGCUUGAAUCCUGUUUGGAAUCAAACAUUUGACUUCGUCGUUGAGGAUGGAUUACAUGAUAUGCUAAUGGUGGAAGUGUAUGACCAUGACACAUUCGGAAAGGAUUAUAUGGGAAGAUGCAUAUUGACGCUUACUAGGGUCAUAUUGGAGGGGGAAUACAAAGAACGUUUUGAGCUUGAAGGUGCAAAAUCUGGUUAUUUGAAUUUGCAUCUAAAGUGGAUGCCCCAACCAAUUUACCGUGAUUCUUGAGUUUCUGACACAAUAUGUAAGUUCAUAGAGAGUACAGUUGUGCAUAACGUAGACCAUAUUGUCACCAACAUACUUCUGCUAUUGUAUUGUGUAUUUUGAAUCUUUCUACUGGUUACAAUAAGCAAUGUACAUACUCAUCAAACAUGGUAAAGAUAUAAACAUUUUUGUACCACAUUAUCCCUUGAAAUCUUCUUGCCCUGUUAA